GUUCCCACCCUGCUGUGGGGGGCUGGGGGAUGAUGGGGGGGGGACAGGGCACCCCCUGACCCGUGUCCUGCACACACAGGGGUGUUCCAGCUGAUGAGAAAGUACGAGUGUCACUUCAUCAAUGGCACCGAGCGGGUGAGGUUCGUGAUGAGGCACAUCUACAACCGGGAGCAGCUCCUGCACUUCGACAGCGAUGUGGGGGUCUUUGUGGGAGACACCCCGUUUGGGGAGAUCCUGGCCAGGAACUACAACAGCCACCGUGAAUAUCUGGAGUUUAAACGGAGCCGGGCGGAUACGUACUGCCGGUACAACUACGAGGUUUACGGCCCGUUCAGCGUGGAGAGGAGAG
Messenger RNA from Neopelma chrysocephalum (saffron-crested tyrant-manakin), 349 nucleotides. RefSeq names its product class II histocompatibility antigen, B-L beta chain-like. NCBI's taxonomy places the organism in Eukaryota, Metazoa, Chordata, Aves, Passeriformes, Pipridae. Gene Ontology annotation, biological process: antigen processing and presentation; immune response. The annotation marks the transcript as partial. The transcript has a single exon. The record is from RefSeq and is a predicted model, not a curated record. Gene Ontology annotation, cellular component: membrane; MHC class II protein complex.